This is a messenger RNA of Solea solea (common sole), 2496 nucleotides long. RefSeq names its product calpain-5-like. The transcript has 13 exons. Gene Ontology annotation, biological process: proteolysis. The record is from RefSeq and is a predicted model, not a curated record. Gene Ontology annotation, cellular component: cytoplasm. Gene Ontology annotation, molecular function: calcium-dependent cysteine-type endopeptidase activity. The coding region runs from base 227 to 2161 and encodes 644 amino acids. NCBI's taxonomy places the organism in Eukaryota, Metazoa, Chordata, Actinopteri, Pleuronectiformes, Soleidae.
CAGACCAGUUCUCAGACAGAGUUUGGGUAAAUGUAUUCAGGGAAGUCCUCACAGCCUGAGGUUAAAUCUUGGGUUUCAGUAGGGGCGUCACAGACGCAGUUUGCUUUACGGGACGGAUGUUACAAAACCAAUGCAGGUUCCAUUUGAACACAUCUCACGGGACAAAGAAGGUGUUUUUAUUCUUUAAUCGCGACAACCACAGCUGUGAGGCUUCAGCAUCUGGACCAUGUUCUCCUCUGCUACGCCGUACAAAAACCAGCACUACAAUGAGCUGAAGAACAACUGCAUCAAGGACAAGACGCUGUUUGAGGAUCCAGAAUUUCCAGCCACCAAUUCAUCGCUGUAUUUCAGGAAACCGCCUCCUGGUAUUGUGGUGUGGAAACGUCCAGGGGAAAUAAGCACUGAUGAACCCCAUCUGUUUGUUGAGGGCAUCAGCUCCCACGACCUGAACCAGGGAGUUGUGGGAAACUGCUGGUAUGUGGCUGCCUGUUCCUGCCUGGCUUUGAAGCCAAACCUCUGGAAGAAGGUGAUUCCUGACUGGAAGGGGCAGGAAUGGGAUCCCAAACAUCCAGAAAACUAUGCGGGAAUCUUUCAUUUUCAGUUCUGGGUUUUCGGAGAAUGGCUGGAUGUGGUGGUGGACGACCGGCUGCCUACAAUCAACGGAGAGCUCAUCUACUGUCACUCAAAAACCAACAAUGAAUUCUGGAGCGCUCUGCUAGAAAAGGCCUAUGCCAAACUCUCUGGCUGCUAUGAAUCCCUGGAGGGGGGAAACACGGGCGACGCAGUGGUGGAUUUCAGUGGAGCUGUGGCUGAAGCCAUCAGCCUGGAGGACGGAGCUUACUACAAAGACCAGAACAAACAGGACCAGUUGUUUGAGGAUCUUCUGAAGGUUUAUGAUCGUGGAGGAAUCAUAAGCUGCUCCAUCAAGGCAGAACCUCACGAAAUUGAGCACAAGAUGGCAAACGGGCUGGUGAAAGGUCAUGCGUACUCCGUAACUGCGGUGCAGAAGGUGCGUUUGGGUCACGGGCUUCUGGCCUACUUUAAGAACGAAACUAUCCCUCUGAUCCGCAUGAGGAACCCAUGGGGCAAGACUGAGUGGAAUGGAGCCUGGAGUGACAGCUCUGAGGAAUGGUCAAAGGUUGGUGACACCGAGAGAGGAAACCUUGGUAUCACAGUGGAGGAUGACGGAGAGUUCUGGAUGUUUUUCGCAGACUGGUGCAAGUUCUUCACAGAGGCGGACGUUUGCCGUCUCAUCAACACUUCAGCCAUUAGUAUUCAUAAGACCUGGAAUGAGGUUGUGCACUUUGGGAGCUGGACAAAAAACGCAGAUCCGCUGUUGAACCGCUGCGGUGGCUGCGCCAACCACAAGAGCACCUUUCUGCAAAAUCCCCAGUAUUUGUUUGAUGUCACAAAGGAGGUCGACGAAGUUCUAAUCUCCUUGCAACAGAAGGACAUGAAGAUCCACAGAAAUGUUGGUCAAGGAGAAAAUAUAACCAUCGGGUUGAGUGUCUUCAAGGUGGAGCUGAACAGGAAAUACCGGAUGCACGACAUCCUGACACAGCAGUGUGUGUCCACGUCCACCUACAUCAACGCUCGGACAGUGUUCAUGAGGUGCACGCUGCAGCAAGGCCGCUACGUCAUCAUCCCCACCACCUUCAAACCUCUGACGCUGGGGGAUUACAUGAUCCGAGUUUUUACUGAUGUGGACUCAGGCUGCAGGGACCUGACGGAGGACAAGCCAAAGGUCAAAUGCUGGAGUUCAUUCCUCGGAUACCCGCAAGCUGUGACUCAUGUCUACGUCCAUGGAGCUGAAGGACUGCAGAAUCAGGACAGCGCAGGAGGUGCCGACCCUUAUGUGAUCAUAACCUGUGAGGGUCGGACAGUGAAGUCCAGCAUCAAGAGGGACACCUUAGAGCCAGAGUUCACAACCAGCGGCAUUUUCUACAGGAAGAAACCUAGAAAGCCCAUAACUGUGGAGGUGUGGAACAGUAACGCUGUGAAGGACGAGUUCAUGGGUCAGGUGAUGCUGUCCGGCUCGGUGAAGGACCCCGCCGUGCCUCAGAGGCUCCAGCUGAGGAAGCGAGGCCGGCAGAUGGCCGACGAGAUGCCCGGCGCCAUCAGCCUCAGGAUCGUCACGUCGACUCAGCUGACCGCCAUGUGACCCCCGUCUGUGCCUUCAAAGCACUAAACCUAUUUUCCAUCAUUACACUGUAUGUAAGGCAUGAGUGGACAGACUGAAUGUCGCUUCCUGUUUCUUUUUUUAAGUGCAACUUAAAUACAACUUUUAUCUUGAUAUUUGCAAAUCAUUCCUGUUUAGUUGCAGCAUAUAAUAUAAUAUAGUCUUACUGUAUCAUUUGUAUAUUUAUAUAAAUUGUUUACCAUUGGUAUUAUUAAGAGAAAAUUACUAUGCAGUAUGUACAACUUUUUUAAAUUCAUCUUCUCUUCCUGUUCACACAUCAAUGUUCCUUUCUCAUGAAUAAUGAAUAAUAUUGACAA